This is a messenger RNA of Drosophila takahashii, 571 nucleotides long. RefSeq lists its product as uncharacterized. Gene Ontology annotation, molecular function: protein binding. Lineage: Eukaryota; Metazoa; Arthropoda; Insecta; Diptera; Drosophilidae. The record is from RefSeq and is a predicted model, not a curated record.
UCAAAAGUGACAGCUUUCAAAACUUCACAGCAGAUUUCAGAACAUUUACCGCAACUCUGGAGAGAAGAAUCAAAAGACUGGGAUGUGUCGACGGGCUGUGCGCGAGUGGCUGGUGCUGCUGACCAUGGAGAAGUACAUCGAAAGGUUUUUAGAGCGGGGAUACGACAGUAUUGCCAGCUGUAAGCUCAUUGUCGGCAGCGACCUGGUAAUGCUGGGAGUGGAUGAUGCCACGCACCGGAAGCUCCUGCUCGACGGAGUGCAGUUCCUGAACAACGCGCCCGAGAGAUUUACUUGCAAGGAGCCAUGCGAGCUUCAUCACCAUCUCGACUCGUAUGUGGAUGCUGGCCUCAAAUUUGAUGCCUCCAAAUGCUGGGAAAGUUUGAAUUUCCCAAAAUCACCGGAUAGAGAGGAAGUGGACCCACUUUCGGAGCGUUUGAUUUCACCAAAGACUGCCAAAAGAGCUUUAAAUCAGGAAUUCGACGAGUUGAAUGUGGAGGAAGUCUCGCAGUUUCCAUCCGAUGUCGCUAACAUGAAACUACGUCUGAAUAACCCCCUCCAAAUUGAAAAAUGA